GUCUUCAAUCUUCAGUCUUAUGUCUUCAUUCUUCUUUGGAUGCAGCAUUACAGAGAAACAGUGUCUCAUCCUGACUUUAGCUCUGAAAUCAAACCCAUCACACCUGAGAGAACUGGACCUGAGCGGGAAUAAACUAGGAGACUCUGGAGUGAAAAACCUCAGUGACCUACUGAUGAACACACAAUGCAAGCUGGAGAAACUACAUCUGGAUGAUUGCAGUAUUACAGAGAAACAGUGUCUCAUCCUGACUUCAGCUCUGAAAUCAAACCCAUCACACCUGAGAGAACUGAACCUGAGCUGGAAUCAAAUAAAAAACACAGGAGUGAAUCACUUAUGUGAUGUACUGAAGGAUUCACACUGUAAACUGGAGAGAUUGAGUCUUUAUCACUGUGGAAUUACAGAUGUUUCUUCUUUAACUCAGUCUUUGACAAACACAAAAGCACUGCAGUUUCUAAAAGAGCUUGAUCUGAGUUUUAAUAUGAUUGGAGACUCAAAGCAGCAGCUCAUUGAUGUGCUACGAGACUCAAACUGUAAACUGAGAGUGUAGAUUGAGAUUGAUUACCAAAAGUCCCUGAUAGAGUUCAGUCGCAAGAAAUACCUGUAGUUCAAUCACCAAAAGAGCAGUAAACAUCAGGUGAGGAUCCACAGAAGAGCUUCACUACUGUGUCUAUGAGGAGAAAGAAAUGUGUGAUAAAUGUGUGAAUGUGAUCCAUACAGGUGAAGAGACUCAGACUUUACAAUCAAAUAAUGCAGCAUGUGUGUUAGAAACAUGUGAUAUUGAAUGAUUCAUGUUGCUUUAGUAUUCAAGUGAUCAUUUUGUUUAAUAUAAAGCUGGAACAGAGGAGGAAGAAGCUCAGAUGAGUCUGUCUGGCUCUUCAGUUUAAUAAUAUUUGUAUUAAAAUCAUCCAUAAUGAUUCAAAUGUUUCUAA
Messenger RNA from Labeo rohita (rohu), 929 nucleotides. RefSeq names its product ribonuclease inhibitor-like. NCBI's taxonomy places the organism in Eukaryota, Metazoa, Chordata, Actinopteri, Cypriniformes, Cyprinidae. The record is from RefSeq and is a predicted model, not a curated record. Gene Ontology annotation, molecular function: protein binding. The coding region runs from base 20 to 547 and encodes 175 amino acids. The transcript has 4 exons.